Molecule: messenger RNA, 3273 nt
Organism: Cyclocybe aegerita
Lineage: Eukaryota; Fungi; Basidiomycota; Agaricomycetes; Agaricales; Hemipholiotaceae
Source: the annotation of a GenBank genome assembly
AUGGUUGCUGAAGAACCCGACAGAUAUCUGGCCGUUCUCAAGGCUUCCUACGAUUAUACCCCACAGUCAGACGAUGAGAUUGCCAUCAAGGAGGACCAGCUUCUCCUCCUGGUCGAGAAGGUUGACGAAGACUGGUGGAAGGUCAAGAUCAAGGCCACCUCCCAAGAAGCAGACAGUCCUGUGGGACUAGUUCCAGCAGCAUAUGUGGAACAGGCCCAACAUUCGUCUGUUGUCAAAGUUAUAUACGAAUACGACGCUGCUGCCCCGGGAGAACUUUCCGUGAACGAAAAUGACAUAUUGCUCGUAUUCGAUACCGAAGACGAUUGGAUUUUGGUUCAGAAUAAGGAAGCGGGAAAGGCGGGCUAUGUUCCAGGGAACUAUGUCGAGGUUGUUGACGAGGAAGCACCACAAGCACCCCCACCUACAAGGAUCAUCGUGCCAGAUUCUCCUCCACGCCCUACCAGCACUUACGUCGACCCGGCCGACCGGGUAGCAUCCUCUAAAGUCACUGCCGAUGAUAUUCAGACAUGGUCGGUCUCCGAGAUUGAUAAGAAAGGAAAGAAGAAGAAGGGGACCCUGGGCGUUGGCAAUGGUGCUGUUUUCUUCGCGAGUGAAGCCGACAAGACUCCCGUUCAGAAGUGGCAAACAAAGGAUGUUUCUAGUGUUUCCUCCGAGAAGUCCAAGCAUGUUCGUAUCGACAUCGGCAGCUCCACCCCUAUAACACUUCAAUUCCACGCCGGCUCAAAGGAGAACGCGGACGCUAUCAUAUCCAAAUUGCAGACAUCAAAAACUCUGUCAUCAUCCUCAGUUGAGGAAGGUCCUGCAAGGGUUGUUCCACCACCACCAGAUGCAACUCCUCGUGAAGGGAAGAAGGCAUCUGUCCAUUUCUCACCAGCCUCUCCCGUUAUUAUACCUCCCUCCCAUGAAGUGGAAGACGAUGAUGAACAAUCAGACUCCGCUGACGAGCCUUAUGCUGGUUCUGCCGCCUUAACAGGUCCAAUAGCCACUGCCCUUUAUGAUUUUACCGCCGACGGCGAGGAUGAACUUUCCGUGACUGAAGGCGAACGCUUGACUGUAUUAGAGAAGGAUAGUGACGAAUGGUGGAAGUGUAGGAACUCUAAAGGUGCAGAAGGAGUUGUCCCCGCGUCAUACCUCGAGGUUACUCCUACCACCAAGGGUGCUGCAGCUCGUGCUGAGGUUGUUGACUAUGAAGCAGAAGCCAGAAAAGCACGAGAGCUUGAGCGACAACAUGAAGCUGAGCGACUCCAGAAGGAGCACGAAGAACAAGAGCGCCAGGAGAAAGAAGCGGCAGCCACUCGCAAGUCAGAAGCACAGCGGAAGGCCAAGGAGGCUGCGCUUGCAGCAGAAGCAGAACGCCAAAGGAGGAAAGAGGCUGCCGCUUCACGAGUCUCGCCACCCCCGGCUGUACGACCCCCCUCCCGCUCUGAACCUACGAAGUCGAGCCCAAGCGGUUCUUCAAAAGCGUCCACAGAGCUCAAUCGUCCUCCACCCGACCAGACGCGUAUAUGGCACGAUCGCUCUGGCCAGUUCCGAGUUGAAGCAGCGUUCCUGGGCUUCAACAGCGGGAAGCUUAGAUUGCAUAAGGUCAACGGAGUCAUUGUCGAGGUGCCUUCUGAAAAGAUGUCUCUUGACGACAUGCGAUACGUGGAGAAGUUACUCGACAAACAGAAGCGUCCUUCUAAUGCACCUCGUGUUUCUGACGACGAUAUACCUCUCGCUCUUGCCAAACCUCAUACCCACAAAGUUCCGUCGCCCCCGAAAAAGGCCUCACAGAUAGAUUGGUUCGAUUUCUUCCUGUCUGCUGGCUGUGAUCUGGAUGACUGCACACGGUAUGCGGCGUCCUUCGAAAGAGACAAGAUCGACGAAGCCAUUCUGGGCGAUAUAACUGAAGGAACAAUGAGGUCUUUAGGCUUGCGAGAAGGUGACAUAAUUCGCGUCAAGAAGGCAAUAGAAAAGAGGAAACCGACAGACAACCUGCACAAGCCCAGUGCUCAUAUUCAGGAGCAGCUCCGCCGUGAUGAGGAAUUGGCCAGACAGUUGCAAGCUCAGGAGCAAUCUGGAGGUUCUUCAAGAAGCCCAGCUCCGAAUCUAUUCGCAGGACCAGGUGGAGUGUUGAGGCCAAGACGUGGUCGUCCGCAACCCAGCAAGAGUCUCCCUCCUCCGUCUAACGUUGAUAUCAAGGCCAUUUCUUCAGUUUCUGGCCAAAUGCAACGUACUGGUUCGCCGCAAAUUCAAAGUCCAGCUACUACUCUAAGCCCCUCGGUACCGGUACCUCCUCGACCUGAUUCCGCUCCGCUGGCCAAUGGUUUCGAUGAUGAUGCCUGGACUAAUCGGCCCAGUUCUACGAAGCCGGUGAAGGCCGCGUCCCCAGCCGCGACACCUCGAGCACCAUCUGUCCCUCCAGCGCAACCACCUGCACCUGCAGUUCCGGUACCCACUCCUACAGUUACCGCCGCUGCUCCUCAGCCAACCCCGCCAACAGCCCCCGUAGCACAGACACCGACGGCCCCUAAUCUCGCCAAGACUACUGAAGCUGACAUAUUUGAACAGCUUGCUCGGUUAAGUGAAUUGCGAAAGGCUUCAACUCUGUCUCAACCUUUAAAUCCUCUGCAAACUGUCAAUAUACCUCCCAUUCCUGCUGGUUACAACGUCGGUAUGGGGGUUGGUUCUUCACCUGUGCCUAUGGGCAAUUUUGUUGCCCAAACUCAACUAUCACCACCGCCUCAACCUUACAGUGGUCCACGAGGACCUUUUGCCCCUGUACCAGCCAAUCAGGGUCUACUGCAGCCUCUGAUACCAACGCAAACAGGUUUCAGUGGGUUCAUUCCCGCCAAACCCGCCACUAAUCCAUCUCCUUUCCAAAAUAAUCUUACACCUCCGUCCUUACAAUCGCAACCAACAGGGUUUAAUCCCCAGCCAUUGAUGUCGCAGCCCACAGGCGUGUUUGGCAACUUCAGUUCAGUCCCGUCUUUCCAGGGAGCUAAUAGUGCGUUUGGUUCGAUACAAAGCCAGCCUACGGGAUUCAAUCCCCCAAUGAACCAGUCUCCGUUCGGCAAUGGGCACCCGGUGGCAUCACCACUGCCUCUCCCAUCCAACCCCAUUAGCAAUACCUCUCCUGCCAAUGUCUUUGCCCAAAUGAAAUCAGGUACCUUUGCUAUUGAACCUCAAAACCCUCCCCUGGGCUCGAAUGGAGGAAUAAAUGGUCAAGCGCCGGGCUGGGGGCAGUCGUAUCAGGGCUACACUGGCUAUUAA